Molecule: messenger RNA, 1605 nt
Organism: Eruca vesicaria subsp. sativa (arugula)
Lineage: Eukaryota; Viridiplantae; Streptophyta; Magnoliopsida; Brassicales; Brassicaceae
Source: the annotation of a GenBank genome assembly
CCGCCUUGGAAAUUCCUAAUUUUUUUUUCUACAAAAUUCCAAAGAUAUUCGAUCAGAUCCCCUCCUUCUUACAAAUCGAUCUUCAAAUCAAUUGUCUUUUAAAACAUGGGAUUGAAGAGACCUUUUGAUGCUGAAGAGAUGCAAGAAUGCAACGCUAAGCAUGCAAGACAGCUUAGUUACCACCCUAACCAACUUGACCAAUCUAUUCCAUAUCAUGUUCCUUUGGACAAGUCAUCUGUCUUAGUGGAAAAGGAUUUAGAUACAUGUGCACCCUUCUCGUGGAUCUCAAACGGUCUGUGUCAGGAAGAUGCUCAAACUCAUUCAUCCCUUUCUCAUGAAUCUUCUGGAUCAGACUUCACAUGGACACCACUUUCCCCCGUGGAGGAUGUUUAUACUUCUCUGAUGAAUCAACCACCAAGGAAACAAGUUCCUCUUGGGUCCAAUCACCAAGCGUCUAUCCCUGAAUGUGAGACUCGUGUUAAAACAAACGAUGACGUAGAAAGGAAACUAAUGGGAAAGUGCAUUAUACCAAUGCCUGAGACAGACCUUUGUGUAGCCGGUCAAGGAAGAAAAGAAUGUCUUUGUCUUGAUAAAGACACGGUCAGAUGCGUGCGGCGACACAUCAUGGAAGCGAGAGAGAGCCUGAUCGAAGCGAUAGGAUACGAAAAGUUUACAGAGCUAGGGCUGUGUGAAAUGGGGGACGAAGUGAUAAGCCUAUGGAGUGAAGACGAAGAAGAUUUGUUUCAUAAAGUUGUAUACUCCAACCCUAUUUCACUGGGACGUGAUUUCUGGAAGCAGCUAAAGGCGACGUUUCCUUCGAGAACCAUGAAGGAGCUUGUUAGCUACUACUUCAACGUCUUCAUCUUGCGGAGACGUGCAACACAGAACAGGCUUAAAACGCUGGAUGUUGAUAGUGACGAUGACGAGUGGCAAGUAGAGUACGACGUCUUUUGCAAAGGAAAGAGCUCUUCACAUGUAGAUAACGAGGAGGAUGAUGAAGAAGAAGAAAGCAAUAGCAGCGAUGAUGAUGAGGAAGAAGACUCACCAGAUGCUCACUGUGUAAAUAUGGAUAAGGUUUCAAGAGACGGUGAGGUGAACGUGGAAGACGACUCGUGUAUGUCCUUUGAGUUGCAGGACUCCAAUUUGAUCUUCUCUAACAGAGAGUCACACGGAUCUGCUUUGUUUUCUUUUGAUGAUGCUUGUGACCGAAGACUCCCGUCAUCGGAUUGUUGGACCAAGAACAACAACCUUCUACCAACUUCGAACAUCAUGGAGGAGAUAUUUGGUAAAGAUGAAUGGGGUGAGAAUGAUGAUAACUUGAAGGGGAAGUAGUUGGAGGUUUCUUUCUUCGAUUUUCUGCAGCUUUUAUGUUUUUUUUUCUAAGUGAAAUUAUUCAAAGAAGCAGAAGUUUGAAAGUUUCUUCUUUCCUUGGAAAUUUCUUUUGGGAGUUUUUUUUAGGUUGAAGAAGGGACCUCUGUAAAAGCUAUUAAUCCCAGGAACCCUUUUCAUUUAGGUUUUUAUCACCUCAAGAUUAUAUAAAUUAAUCUUUGUAUAUUUUGCUGUAAUAAAAGAAAAAAAGAAAUCCCGAACAAAAACUAGUUAAUU